CCAGUCCCUCGGCCAGGCCCAGCCAGGCGAGGGCACGGGGACGCGGGGAGAAGGGGGCGCGGGCGCGGGGAGCCGGACGGACAGCCCGUCGCCGCGGACACCAUGGAGCCGGCCGCCCCCCAGGACGAGGGCCAGAGGAAGAAGCAGCCCAAGAAGCCUGCGCCCGAGGUGCUGCCACGGCCGCCCCGGGCCCUGCUGUGCCUCACGCUGGACAACCCGCUGCGCAAGGCCUGCAUCAGCGUGGUCGAGUGGAAGCCCUUCGAGACCAUCAUCCUGCUGACCAUCUUCGCCAACUGCGUGGCCCUGGCCGUGUACCUGCCCAUGCCCGAGGACGACAACAACAGCCUGAACGUCGGCCUGGAGAAGCUGGAGUACUUCUUCCUCAUCGUCUUCUCCAUCGAGGCCGCCAUGAAGAUCAUCGCCUACGGCUUCGCCUGGCACCCGGACGCCUACCUGCGCAGUGGCUGGAACGUGCUGGACUUCAUCAUCGUCUUCCUGGGGGUGUUCACGGUGAUCCUGGAGCAGGUGAACCUCAUCCAGAGCAACACCACGCCGCUGAGCAGCAAGGGCGCUGGGCUGGACGUCAAGGCGCUGCGGGCCUUCCGCGUGCUGCGCCCCCUGCGGCUGGUGUCGGGGGUGCCCAGCCUGCAGGUGGUGCUCAACUCCAUCUUCAAGGCCCUGCUGCCGCUGUUCCACAUCGGCCUGCUGGUCCUCUUCAUGGUCAUCAUCUACGCCAUCAUCGGCCUCGAGCUCUUCAAGGGCAAGAUGCACAAGACCUGCUACUACAUCGGCACCGACGUGGUGGCCACGGUGGAGAACGAGAAGCCGUCGCCCUGCGCCCGCACCGGCUCGGGCCGCCCCUGCACCAUCAACGGCAGCGAGUGCCGGGGCGGCUGGCCGGGGCCCAACCACGGCAUCACCCACUUCGACAACUUCGGCUUCUCCAUGCUCACCGUGUACCAGUGCAUCACCAUGGAGGGCUGGACCGACGUGCUGUACUGGGUCAACGACGCCAUCGGCAACGAGUGGCCCUGGAUCUACUUCGUCACCCUCAUCCUGCUGGGCUCCUUCUUCAUCCUCAACCUGGUGCUGGGCGUGCUGAGCGGGGAGUUCACCAAGGAGCGCGAGAAGGCCAAGUCCCGGGGAACGUUCCAGAAGCUGCGGGAGAAGCAGCAGCUGGACGAGGACCUGCGGGGCUACAUGAGCUGGAUCACCCAGGGCGAGGUCAUGGACGCGGACGAUCUGCGCGAGGGGAGGCUGUCCUUGGAGGAAGGCGGCUCGGACACGGAGAGUCUGUAUGAGAUCGAGGGCCUCAACAAGGUCAUCCAGUUCGUCCGGCACUGGAGGCAGUGGAUCCGUGUCUUUCGCUGGAAAUGCCACGACGUGGUCAAGUCCCGGGCCUUCUACUGGCUGGUGAUCCUGAUUGUGGCACUCAACACCCUGUCCAUCGCCUCCGAGCACCACAACCAGCCGCUGUGGCUGACCCACCUGCAGGACGUGGCCAACCGCGUGCUGCUGAGCCUGUUCGCAGCGGAGAUGCUGGUGAAGAUGUGCGGGCUGGGCCUGCGCCAGUACUUCAUGUCCAUCUUCAACCGCUUCGACUGCUUCGUGGUGUGCAGCGGGCUGCUGGAGGAGCUGCUGGUGCAGGCGGGCGCCAUGAGCCCGCUGGGCGUCUCCGUGCUGCGCUGCAUCCGGCUGCUGCGGCUCUUCAAGGUCACCAAGUACUGGACCUCGCUGAGCAACCUGGUGGCCUCGCUGCUGAACUCCAUCCGCUCCAUCGCGUCGCUGCUGCUGCUGCUCUUCCUCUUCAUCGUCAUCUUCGCGCUGCUGGGCAUGCAGCUCUUCGGCGGCCGCUACGACUUCGAGGACACCGAGCUGCGGCGCAGCAACUUCGACAGCUUCCCGCAGGCGCUCAUCAGCGUCUUCCAGGUGCUGACGGGCGAGGACUGGAACUCGGUGAUGUACAACGGCAUCCUGGCCUACGGCGGGCCCUCCUACCCCGGCAUGCUCGUGUGCAUCUACUUCAUCAUCCUCUUCGUCUGCGGAAACUACAUCCUGCUCAACGUGUUCCUGGCCAUCGCCGUGGACAACCUGGCCGAGGCCGAGAGCCUGACCUCCGCCCAGAAGGCCAAGGCCGAGGAGCGGAAGCGCAGGAAGAUGUCCAAGGGCCUCCCGGGCCGGCCGGAGGAGGAGAAGGCCGUGGCGGCCAAGAAGCCGGAGCAGAAGCCGAAGGGCGAGGGCAUCCCGACCACGGCCAAGCUGAAGGUCGACGAGUUCGAGUCCAACGUCAACGAGGUGAAGGACCCCUACCCCUCAGCGGACUUCCCAGGCGACGACGAAGAGGAAGAACCCGAGAUCCCGUUGAGCCCGCGCCCGCGGCCGCUGGCCGAGCUGCAGCUGAAGGAGAAGGCGGUGCCCAUCCCGGAAGCCAGCGCCUUCUUCAUCUUCAGCCCCACCAACAAGUUCCGCGUCUUCUGCCAUCGCAUCGUCAACGCCACCUGGUUCACCAACUUCAUCCUGCUCUUCAUCAUGCUCAGCAGCGCCGCCCUGGCCGCCGAGGACCCCAUCCAGGCCGAGUCCACGAGGAACCAGAUCCUCGGGUAUUUUGACAUCGCCUUCACCACUGUCUUCACCGUGGAGAUCAUCCUCAAGAUGACCACCUUCGGCGCCUUCCUGCACAAGGGCUCCUUCUGCCGCAACUACUUCAACAUCCUGGACCUGCUGGUGGUGGCCGUGUCCCUCAUCUCCAUGGGGCUCCCGUCCAGCUCCAUCUCGGUGGUGAAGAUCCUGCGGGUGCUGAGGGUGCUCCGGCCCCUGCGGGCCAUCAACCGCGCCAAGGGGCUCAAGCACGUGGUGCAGUGCGUGUUCGUGGCCAUCCGCACCAUCGGCAACAUCGUGCUGGUCACCACGCUGCUGCAGUUCAUCUUCGCCUGCGUGGGCGUGCAGCUCUUCAAGGGCAAGUUCUUCAGCUGCAAUGACUUGUCCAAGAUGACGGAGGAGGAAUGCAGGGGCCACUACUACGUCUACAAGGACGGGGACCCCACGCAGGUGGAGCUGCGGCGCCGGGAGUGGCUGCACAGCGACUUCCACUUUGACAACGUGCUGUCCGCCAUGAUGUCGCUCUUCACCGUGUCCACCUUCGAGGGCUGGCCUCAGCUGCUGUACAAGGCCAUCGACGCGUACGAGGAGGACAAGGGCCCGGUGCUGAACCACCGGGUGGAGAUGGCCAUCUUCUUCAUCGUCUACAUCAUCCUCAUCGCCUUCUUCAUGAUGAACAUCUUUGUGGGCUUCGUCAUCGUCACCUUCCAGGAGCAGGGCGAGACCGAGUACAAGAACUGCGAGCUGGACAAGAACCAGCGCCAGUGUGUGCAGUACGCCCUGAAGGCCCGCCCCCUGAAGUGCUACAUCCCCAAGAACCCGUACCAGUACCAGGUGUGGUACGUGGUCACCUCGUCCUACUUCGAGUACCUCAUGUUCGCCCUCAUCAUGCUCAACACCAUCUGCCUGGGCAUGCAGCACUACAACCAGUCGGAGGAGAUGAACCACAUCUCAGACAUCCUCAACGUGGCCUUCACCAUCGUCUUCACCCUCGAGAUGAUCCUCAAGCUCAUGGCCUUCAAGGCCAAGGGCUACUUCGGGGACCCCUGGAACGUGUUUGACUUCCUGAUCGUCAUCGGCAGCAUCAUCGACGUCAUCCUCAGCGAGAUCGACACCUUCCUGGCCUCCAGUGGGGGGCUGUACUGCCUGGGCGGCGGCUGCGGCACCGUGGACCCCGACGAGAGCGCCCGCAUCUCCAGCGCCUUCUUCCGCCUCUUCCGGGUCAUGAGGCUCAUCAAGCUGCUGAGCCGGGCCGAGGGCGUGCGCACGCUGCUCUGGACCUUCAUCAAGUCCUUCCAGGCCCUGCCCUACGUGGCCCUGCUCAUCGUCAUGCUGUUCUUCAUCUACGCCGUCAUCGGCAUGCAGAUGUUCGGGAAGAUCGCCCUGGUGGACGGGACCCCAAUCAACCGCAACAACAACUUCCAGACCUUCCCGCAGGCCGUGCUGCUGCUCUUCAGGUGUGCGACGGGCGAGGCCUGGCAGGAGGUGCUGCUGGCCAGCAGCUACGGGAAGCGGUGCGACCCGGCCUCCGAGUUCGCGCCCGGCGAGGAGCACUCGUGCGGCACCACCUUCGCCUACUACUACUUCAUCAGCUUCUACAUGCUCUGCGCCUUCCUGAUCAUCAACCUGUUCGUGGCCGUGAUCAUGGACAACUUCGACUACCUCACGCGGGACUGGUCCAUCCUGGGCCCGCACCACCUGGACGAGUUCAAGGCCAUCUGGGCCGAGUACGACCCCCAGGCCACGGGCCGCAUCAAGCACCUGGACGUGGUGACGCUGCUGCGGCGGAUCCAGCCCCCGCUCGGCUUCGGGAAGUUCUGCCCCCACCGCGUGGCCUGUAAGCGCCUCGUGGGCAUGAACAUGCCGCUCAACAGCGAUGGCACCGUCACCUUCAACGCCACCCUGUUCGCGCUGGUGCGCACCGCCCUCAAGAUCAAGACGGAAGGGAACUUCGAGCAGGCCAACGAGGAGCUGAGGGCCAUCAUCAAGAAGAUCUGGAAGAGGACCAGCAUGAAGCUCCUGGACCAGGUCAUCCCGCCCAUCGGAGACGACGAGGUGACGGUGGGCAAGUUCUACGCCACGUUCCUCAUCCAGGAGCACUUCCGCAAGUUCAUGAAGCGCCAGGAGGAGUACUACGGCUACCGGCCCAAGAAGGACGCCAAGGACACCAGCGCCGUGCAGAUCCAGGCCGGACUGCGCACCAUUGAGGAGGAGGCUGCGCCUGAGAUCCGCCGGGCCAUCUCGGGGGACCUGACGGCCGAGGAGGAGCUGGAGAGGGCGAUGGUGGAGGCCGCCCUGGAGGAGGGCAUCUUCCGGAGGACGGGGGGCCUGUUCGGCCAGGUGGACAACUUCCUGGACCGGCCCAGCUCCCUGGCACCCGCCCUGGCCAGCCAGCGGCCCCUGCAGUUCUCCGACAUCGAGAUGGAGGAGCUGGAGUCCCCCGUCUUCCUUGAGGACUUCCCCCAAGACCCCGGCGCCCACCCCCUGGCCCGCGCCAACACCAACAACGCCAACGCCAACGUCGCCGCGGGCAACGGCAGCCAUGGCAACCGCCAGGCGCUUCCCAGGGUCUGCUAUGAACGGGAGUCCCCUGGGGAGGCCGAGAUGCCGGCUGCCAGAGGCGGGGCCCUGGGACCCCGCAGCCAGUCCCGCGGGGAGCAGCCAAGGCCCAGGCCCAGGCCCCGGCGGGAAGGACGGCUGCCCCUGAGAGUGGGGCCCCCCGCCCAGGCGGCUCCUGCGCCCGGCCAGCGCCCCGAGACGGAGCCCCCCAGGAUCGAGGCAGAGGAACCCCCUCCCGGCAGACGGGCCCCCGAGACCCCUCCCGGGGGCCUGGCUCCGGCCACCGCCCUGCUGAUCCAGCAGGUGAGGGGGCGGGACCGGGUCCCGGGCUCCAUGCAUGGGGGCGGG
This is a messenger RNA of Pipistrellus kuhlii (Kuhl's pipistrelle), 5505 nucleotides long. RefSeq names its product calcium voltage-gated channel subunit alpha1 S (gene CACNA1S). Lineage: Eukaryota; Metazoa; Chordata; Mammalia; Chiroptera; Vespertilionidae. Gene Ontology annotation, cellular component: membrane; voltage-gated calcium channel complex. The record is from RefSeq and is a predicted model, not a curated record. The annotation marks the transcript as partial. The transcript is spliced from 43 exons. Gene Ontology annotation, molecular function: high voltage-gated calcium channel activity. Gene Ontology annotation, biological process: calcium ion import across plasma membrane.